Silurus meridionalis is the source of this 2617-nucleotide messenger RNA. Its product is annotated as ras association domain-containing protein 1-like. The transcript is spliced from 7 exons. Gene Ontology annotation, biological process: Ras protein signal transduction. The coding region runs from base 633 to 1724 and encodes 363 amino acids. Lineage: Eukaryota; Metazoa; Chordata; Actinopteri; Siluriformes; Siluridae. The record is from RefSeq and is a predicted model, not a curated record. Gene Ontology annotation, cellular component: microtubule cytoskeleton; nucleus.
GAGAAGAAGCGACUGAAUCCCCAUACACACACACACGCAUACACGCACUCAGGAAGUGGCUCACAAAUUCAUUCCGCUAUUGCUUUACAUGCUGCACUACAGCGACCAGGGGACUUUUCUUUGCAGAUGUGGCAGCAUUUCCCACCGAGUUGGAUUAAACGGACGCAAACCACGACACGGAUGGAAACUCGUCUAGAAGUCUGGGUGUGUUCACUCACAGCUCCAUGUCAGCAGUUCUAGUGAUGAGAGUGAACCGUGCAACUUUCACAACAGAGCCCAAGGCAGCUGCUGAGAUGUAGAGCCUGAGAGUUAUUUAAUAUCUUUUGGGGGUUUUUUUGCGGACAUUGGGCUUAUGGAGCUCCGUUUUCCUGUAAAGGGAUCUUGUCAGUUAUUUUCAUUCUUUUCGCUUAGAAGUAAAAAAUCAGCACAAACUUUCAGACUUAUUCACAAACUUGAUAGACCUUCACUGUCCCCAGCUGUGAAACAAUGAAAAGCCUUACACACAUUUGUCUUAAAUUGGACUGGUAUCAAUUGCUGUCAGUUGACUUUAAAUCAGACAGUAUACUAUGACCUAAAAACCCAGAAGAUGGAUUAUUUCAACACAGGGGUACAUUAAAGCUGUGAAGAACAUCAUGUCACUGGGGGAACUGAUUGAGCUGGAGGAGCUUGGAGAACACAUCGAGCUUGCUGAUACUUUACAACCUCGGACUCCUCGGUUAGAGAGGGUGAAUGCCUUGAGAAUAAGCCCAGGGAAAGUACCAGAGCUCUGGAACCGCUUGCGGAUUAUCAGGGUCCUGGGAGACACUUUGAAGAACCCACAGCUGGUUGAGGACACAGGAGAAGGCCAUGACUUUCAUCCCUGUAGCCAUACUCAACCCACCUGGUGUGAUUUGUGUGGAGACUUCAUCUGGGGGGUAUACAAACAAAGCCUGCGCUGUGCCAACUGUAGGUUCACCUGCCAUUACCGCUGUAGAGCUCUCAUUAAACUGAACUGUAAUCAAGGUGACACGUCUACUACCGAUCAGUCCACUGAUGUCCAGGAGAGCAUUGAAACUGACACCAAUGUGGAUGAGGUGACUGAAAGCAAGAAGCAAGAGCUUUCACAUGCAGAACUUCAGCAGAAGAUAAAGGAGUAUAAUGCUCAGAUAAACAGCAACCUCUUCAUGUCUUUGAACAAAGAUGGCACCUACAAUGGUUUCAUCAAAGUUCACCUGAAGCUGGUGCGACCUGUGUCUGUACCUCCUCCGCGAAAGGGUGCUGCGGAGCCAGCCAACGGGAAGCGAGGGGGAGGGGUGAAAAGACGCACAUCCUUCUACCUUCCCAAGGACACAGCCAAACAUCUGCACAUCAGCUCUCGAACUCGUGCACAGGAAGUGAUUCAGGCCCUGCUCAAGAAAUUCACAGUGAUCGACAAUCCUGCAAAGUUCGCGCUGUUUGAACGCACUGAGCGGCAUGACCAGGUGUACCUAAGGAAGCUGCCCAAUGACGAGUGUCCAUUGUUCCUGCGUUUGUCUGCUGGCCCAAAUGAGAAGGUGCUGAGUCUGGUCCUAAAGGAGAAUGAGACUGGAGAGGUCAAUUGGGAUGCAUUUUCUAUGCCGGAGCUGCAUAAUUUCCUACGCAUUCUGAAGCGAGAGGAAGAGGAGCAUGUAAAGCAGAUCAUGCAGCGCUAUGCAGUCGCUCGCGAUCGCAUCCAGCAAACUCUGGUCACCACCAAUCCCGGUUGAUCACACCACAUGGCCUGUCUUACUGAUGACUGGCCACUAGGGGGCCUCAGUCUCAACAGUGUCCAACGAACCAUAUGGACUAGCAUCAGUGCGAUUAGUGUGAGAGCGAGAGAGAGUGCGUGCGAACGAGUGUGGAAAUGCAAGUGCGCAACCAGAUGUGCGUACAUGGAGAGAAUGAGUCGUGACUGAGAGCGAGCGAAAGCAUACUGGGAAAUGGACGAGUGAAAAUAGAACACCUUGUCGUGAAUGGUGUGUGAUUUGUUCGAGUGAGUGUAGAGAGUCCUCAAGAUAGAACACUGUGUUUCUAUGGAGACUACACAGGACUCUGCUGACUUUACCACUGGUGAAGUUACAAAUGUACUUUUCUUCUUUGUGUAGGCUAUGAGACCAAGGGGUUUCUUUUUUUCCUUCUUUCUUAUCCAGAUAUUUUGAAAAAUCUAGUUGUAGUAAGUCCAUGUAACCGGACUUGCUGUGCGAUGUUGGAAAAUGUCUCACAACUCAUUCAUCUGACUUCUUUGUUGCUACUGAGUGGUUGGAAAUGCUGGGGGAAUUUCUAGUUAUUCAGUAUGAAUAUAUAAAGCCCCCCCAAAUGAGUGGUGAAAUAUUUUCAGCAUGAAAGCAACUAGACCAGUCUCUUUAACUUACUACCUCUAGCCUGAUUUUUCUUGCGUUGCUUACAUCUAUUUCCAGACUUCUAUUGAAACACUGCUUACAUGUUUUGGUUAAUAACUUCGUUCUUUUUGCAUACAUCUGUUCUGUCAUUUUAUAUGUAAUUUCUGUCAUAUGUAUGUUCGGUUAGUCACUGGUUUGCUAGCUUAUCCUUUUCUCAUGUGCAAUCACUUUAAUUUCUGGAAUCUUUCUUUUUCCCCUCACAAUAAAUAAUUUCCUUUUGA